ACUUUUUUACCGGCCGAGUAGUGCAUACUUCCUCCAAUCUAGUACGUACUCUCUAAGUAUGCGAUUCCGGACGCAGCGAUAGUUGUAAGGCUGCUUUGUAAACACGUGACUGUACUAUGGCAUGCAUUAAGACGAUUUUGGCCCCAAAUGCAUGCCAUACUGUACGCCCGCGUAAAGCUGUGCUGCGAUUAGUCCUGCGUUUGAUGACGUCACAUCGACGACCAAAGAGGAGGAAGUAGUUAAUGUGUGUGUCAAUGUGCAGAUACAUGACUUUUUGAAUCAACACACCUCAUCGUUUUUUUGCAUUUAAUAUCUGAUUAUUUUCAUCAUGUCCGUCAGGAAUCCUGGAACUGACCUGGAUCUGGAAUGGGUUUCAAAGGUCAGAGUAAACACUCAGGCUGUGCUGAAACGGGCCCAACAAGUUCAAGGCCGCAAGGUGGCCAAAAGAGAGUGGCAGGCAGCCUGGCUCCUGAAAGCUGCCACCUGCAUAGAUCUGACAACGCUAGCUGGAGAUGACACGCCAUCUAAUGUCCACCGGCUUUGUCUAAAGGCCGUGCAGCCCAUCCGCUAUGAUCUGCUGCAGAGCAUGGACAUGCAUGAUAAAGGAAUUUCAACUGCCGCAGUGUGUGUUUAUCCAGCUCGUGUGAAUGAUGCUGUUAAAUCUUUGAAAGCAGCCAACUCCAGCAUACCUGUAGCCUCUGUGGCUACUGGAUUCCCUGCUGGUCAGACUCCACUGAAGACACGCCUGGAGGAGGUGCGUAUGGCUGUGCAGGAUGGGGCCACUGAAAUCGAUAUUGUCAUUAAUCGGACGUUGGCAGUUACCGGACAGUGGGCAGCCUUGUACGAUGAGGUCCGGCAGUUCCGAGAGGCAUGUGGCAAUGCCCACAUGAAGACCAUCUUGGCAGUUGGAGAGCUGGGGACAUUCACUAACGUAUACAAGGCCAGUCUGGUGUCCAUGAUGGCAGGAUCUGACUUCAUCAAAACUUCAACUGGGAAAGAGUCCGUCAAUGCCACAUAUCCUGUGGCCAUAGUGAUGGUGCGGGCUAUCCGCGACUACUUCUUAAGGACUGGACACAAGGUAGGUUUUAAGCCAGCAGGAGGUAUUCGCACUGCGCAGGAGUCUUUGGUAUGGCUGGUGCUGAUGAAGGAGGAACUAGGAGACCAGUGGCUUACUCCUCACCUGUUCCGCCUGGGAGCCAGCAGCUUGCUUGGAGACAUUGAACGGCAGAUUUACCACUAUGUGACUGGACGCUACCCAGCUUAUCACGAGCUGCCUAUGGCCUGAUUUUUUUUUUUAUGAUUAAUGGGAUGAAGCACCUGCUCAGAUCAGCUCACCAAAAUACUUGUAGUGUUCAUGAAGGAUGAUACUAUCUGAUAAUGUUGUGACCAAAUGUACUGUAGUCCACACUGCAGACAUGCAGCUACGAUAUCAGAAUCAGAAUACUUUAUUGAUCCAAGAGGGAAAUUGCAGUAUAGGGUGGUGCCUCAUACUGCCCGUGUCUUGAUUUUGUAUUGUUGAUGAAACAAAUGAUUUUGAUGAAAAUCAUAAUAUAAAAGCUUGAGAUGUAACAUGUAAAAUUUGAAUAACUGCUGUAAAGUGAUGAUAAAUAUUCUAAAAUGACCUUAAUAAAAGUGAAGUAUAUAAUAAAA
Messenger RNA from Trichomycterus rosablanca, 1650 nucleotides. It is a transcript of the gene dera, whose product is annotated as deoxyribose-phosphate aldolase (putative). Gene Ontology annotation, cellular component: cytoplasm. NCBI's taxonomy places the organism in Eukaryota, Metazoa, Chordata, Actinopteri, Siluriformes, Trichomycteridae. Gene Ontology annotation, biological process: carbohydrate catabolic process; deoxyribonucleotide catabolic process. The record is from RefSeq and is a predicted model, not a curated record. Gene Ontology annotation, molecular function: deoxyribose-phosphate aldolase activity. Bases 329 to 1285 code for a protein of 318 amino acids. The transcript has 9 exons.